This is a messenger RNA of Coregonus clupeaformis (lake whitefish), 2193 nucleotides long. Its product is annotated as shootin-1-like. The transcript is spliced from 17 exons. The record is from RefSeq and is a predicted model, not a curated record. Bases 279 to 1859 code for a protein of 526 amino acids. Lineage: Eukaryota; Metazoa; Chordata; Actinopteri; Salmoniformes; Salmonidae.
GGGUAGACGGGGACGGGAUGGGUUGGUGGGUUCACACAUUGAAGCCCCCACAGCUGUCCAGUCCAGGACAGGGGAGGUAGAGAGUAAAGAGGGGCUCCUCUCAGCAGCUCAGAGGACACUACAGAGAGUGUUGAGAGGGGGAGCUACCAGCCACAGGUGAAGAGCACAGCACACGGGCCUCUGGUGGAGAAAGCAGCUGCUCCUCUGAAGAUGAAGGAGACAUUCAGUGUGAGAUUCUGGAGAAGCAGAGGGAUGAGGCCAAUCAGAAGCUAUCUGAGAUGGAGGAAGUAUCCUCUCAGCUGUUGAAGGAGAUGGAAGUUUUGGAGAUGCAGUUCCAGAUCGAACGCUCAUGCAGGGAGAGUGCAGAGGCCCUUGCUGUCAAGGUGACCAAAGACAACAAGGUUCUGAAGAGGAGGAGCCAGGCUCUGCUGCCAUUCAUCCCAGAGCUUCCUGAAAACAUGGAGGCUGACCUUGGGGUCGAUCCCGACCCUGAUGGGGACAGCGGUGAGGAUGCCGUGCUGCUAGGACAGGCCCAGAUAAGAGAGCUGCAGGCCUCGGUGGACCAGCUGCUGGGGGAGAAGCUGCGGCUGUUUGAGCAGGUGGAGGCCCUGAGGGCAGAGCAGAGCCAGCUCAAAGAACAGCUGGCUCUGGAGAUUGAUGAGAAAGAGGCCAUACUGAAGAAACUGUCCAAACAGAACAAGACCAUGAAUAAGAUGAAGAGAGUGUCCCAGCUUGUGACAGAGGAUUUCACAGAGAUCACUCAGAAACUGGAGCUGGAGCAGGGCCUCAGACAGCACGCAGAGGUCUUCGCCCACCAGGUGUUGGUGAAGCAGAAGGAGACCCAGCGACAGAGCAUGAUGCUGCAGCAGAGUUCAGAGACCAGUCUCCAGCUCCAACAGGCUCUGGAACAGGUGGCCCACAUCAACAGUACCCUACAGGACAUACAGCUCUACUACCGAAACCAGCUGAAGCAAACCCAGUGUGCUCUGGAGGAGAGCAGUGUUCUGUCUGAGCUGCAGCUUGUCAAAGGCCAGCUGGAGAGCAGUGAGAAGGAGAGGAGGACCAUGGAGACCCAGCUGAGGGAGGCGCAGAUCACUGCCACCCACCUCCAGGGAGAAGUGAAACAACUCCAGGAUAGGCUGAAAGACACAGAGAAAGACCGGGUUUCCAAAGCUGACCAACCAGUGGAGGACAACUCAACCACUGCACCUCCUAUUCCUCCUCCUCCUCCUCCUCCUCCUCCUCUUCCUCCCCUGCCCCCACCUCCCUCCAGCACUGCUGUUGAUCCACUUGUCGUCCUGCGCAACAAGAGGAAGGAGUCAGUCAACAACACUGAUAAGAAUAAGCCAGAUCCUUCUGUGGACAUGAAGACCCGAGCGGUGGAUGAGAUGAUGGAGAGGAUAAAGAAAGGCAUUGUCCUGAAACCCACCCUGAGACCACAGGCUGGAUCAGAAGAUGACAGUGCCUGGAGAGACCAGAGGAGUGAGAAGAGAAAGUCAGCCGUGCUGGAACUAAAAGUAAUGCUGGACACCAUGAAACGCCCGGGCCACAGGAGGGCGGGGUCACGGAAGAGGAUUAGCCGAAACGUAGGGGAGGCGGAGCUACAUCUGGUACUACAGAGGAGGAGGCGGGCCAUGGGGGACGGACAGGACACCCCCGGCCCCUCCUCAACCCCCUCCCCAGCCCCUCCCUCCAUCAAAAUACAAGGUCCCCAGCCGGGUGGCCCAGUAGCAGGUGCCCUUCCCUGGGCAGGAGAGCAUGGCAGCACCCCCGUGCUCCGGAGGCUCAAGCAGAACAGAGAGAAGAGGAACUCUCGUAUCAGAGCAUCAGAACUGAUCAUCUGCCAGGAGGAGAUCUGAGACUUGGGGAAAGGGAUGAUUAGUGUUAGGAUACUGUACAACAGUGUUUCUCAAACCUCUCCUGGUGUACCCCCAGCCAGUCAACUGAUUUGAUGUAUUCCAGAACAAGCACAGCUGAUGUAAAUGCUGUCAAGCCUCUAAUCAUUAAGCCCCUCAUUAGUUAAAUCAGCUGGCUAGUUCUGGAAUACAUCAAAUGUGUGGACUGGCUGGGGGUACUGAAGGAGAGGUUUUGGGAACACUGUUGUACCACAAUCAUACAGAUAUACUGUAUAUUAUGAACUGGGUGGUUUGAGCUCUGAAUGCUGAUUGGCUGACAGCCGUGGUAUAUCAGACU